Messenger RNA from Psilocybe cubensis, 480 nucleotides. RefSeq lists its product as uncharacterized. The record is from RefSeq and is a predicted model, not a curated record. Bases 1 to 480 code for a protein of 159 amino acids. Lineage: Eukaryota; Fungi; Basidiomycota; Agaricomycetes; Agaricales; Agrocybaceae. The transcript has 3 exons.
AUGAGUCCCAGCAAACAACCUAGCUCGAGAAUGUAUACCCACCGCGCAUUCUUUCUCUCUUUCACUGUUUUAUUGAGCACCGCGCUCAUGGCGACGGCUCAAGCUGCAUCAGCUCAAACCCGCCUCGACACGUUGUGUAAGACCGCAGAGGUUGUGUGUAGUAAUGUCGGAAACAACCAUCUGGCGGCAGACUCUUCAUUUAAGAAACAGACCGCUGACACAAACGUGUGCAAUGAAGGGGUGCAGGUGGAAGGACGGUGCCGAUUCAAACGUUUUUGUGCCCUGAAGGAUACGAUCAGUGUCUUGCGGAGUGUAGGGGACUCAAGGACGGUGGAUUGGACAGUGGUGGAACCGGCGCUUGUUGAAUGGGGAUCUAUGGGCUCAUUAAGAAGGAUGGGGAAUUCAAGGAAUACUUGCGGAAAGACGGAUACGCAGAGAAUGGUUGUUGGAGUGGCUCGUAAGACGUGGUAUCAAGAAUAA